Molecule: messenger RNA, 1608 nt
Organism: Entamoeba dispar SAW760
Lineage: Eukaryota; Evosea; Mastigamoebida; Endamoebidae
Exons: 1
Coding region: 1-1608 (535 amino acids)
Molecular function (GO): protein binding
Source: RefSeq, a predicted model, not a curated record
AUGGGAGAGGACCUUGAAUUUGAAUUUAACCCUGGUGAUGUUGAAAUACCAUUGCUUGUUAAUUCUGAACUUUUUCAACCCUUAAUUCAGCAGGAAGGUAGUAUCACUCAUUUACCGUACGACACAUUAAGAAUGAUUGCAAGUAAUUUAGAUUAUGAUUCAUUUGUAAAUUUUACAUCAACAUGUAAGACAUUAAAUUCACUUGAAGAAGAUGAAGUUGUAGUUCGUUCAGUUUGUGGUGUUGGUGAUACAAAUACCUCUAUUGAAGAUUGUAUUAAAUCAGUUAAAAAUAAAAAAAUUGCUGAGAAGACAGAACGUGAACGGUUGUUGCAACAGAAAAAAGAAAGAACAGAAGAGUUUGUUUUUGAAACUAAGUUGUGUCAUAGACGAUGUUCUUCUAAUAUUCUUGUUGAAGGUAUUGCGUUAGCCUUUAUUUUUAUUUCUAUGAUUAUUGGUCCAUUGUCUGCAGAUAGAUCAAUUGAUGUUUCAAUGAAAGUUGUUGGAUGGUUAAUGUUGGUCCCAACUAUCUCCUAUGGUAUUUUACCACAUUUCUUAUGGUGUUGGGGAUGUAUGACAGAGGAAAAAAAUGAUAUGGUAAAGGAAAACAGAGAUGUUAAAUUGUAUGGUGGGGCUUAUGAUUAUUUUAAUCAGUUAUGGCUUUGGUCGAAUAAAGGAGGAUUUAGACCUGCAAAAUUUAGCAUUAUUAUUUAUUCAUGGGUUUUAUUUAUAUUGUGGUGUUAUGACAUUAUAAAUUUUGGCUAUGUGCUCAUACCAGUUACAACAUAUUGUUUAUUAUAUUCAUGUAUUGGUACUAUUGAUUGUAACCCUUAUCAAAAUAAUGAUUGUAAAUGUGCUCUUAGUGGAUGGAGAUGUUUAAUGUAUGGGCCAACGACAUUUUUAUUAUCUAUUGGUUUUUUCUUAGUGAUGCUAAGAAGUUUUUCAGUUAUAGAAGGAUAUUAUACUCUUUGUGUUCUUCCUAUUAUUAUAGCUGCAAUAGUGUAUCCGAUUAUGUAUUGUUGUAAGUGUUGUUGUGAUGUUGAGGCGAGUUCCUGUUCUUGUAAUACCAGUUUUCUUAAAUAUUUCCAAAUCUAUGAUUCUAAAAAAUAUGAGAGUGAGUCUGUAAUGGCAGCAGUAUUUUGUACGGAAUGGUGGUUAUUAAUGCCAGGGAUAAUUAUAUUUGUGAUAUUGAUAUCAGUUUUGCUAGAUGGAUAUGCAGACUGGUCAUUUUCAUUAGUGUUUUUGCCUGCAUGGUAUGUUUUUGGUUUUUAUAUCAUAGUAACCCAACUUACUGUUUUUAUCACUGAAUGUAGAUUUAAAGGGGCAUGUCAGUGUUGUCCUAGGUUAUUCCCAAAGAAUUAUGAGGUAAUGAGACAAUUAUGUUGUAUUGAAUGUACUUCUGAUGGAUGUUCUGAAUGUUUAAAUUGUUGUAGUUCAUUUUGUCAAUGGUAUUGUAGUAAUUGUUGUAAUGAUUGCCUUUGUUGUGAAAGGUGUUGUGAUUGGUGUUGUGACAAUUGUUUUUGUUGUUGUGAUGAAUUUUGUAGUUUUCUUUCAAGUUGUUGUGAUUGUUUCUGUGACUUUCUUUGUGAUACCUUUUGUUGUUGUUGUUAA